AAUAAAUCCUUUGGCUAUGGCUAGGUGGAAGUGCGUCUGGAAAGCCAGAGGCCAGAUAGGCAUCCAGCCUGCUGGCAACUUCUUACGCAACGAAGUAGCCCGAACAAAGGAGCGUUUCUCUUCCCACCCGGCUGGGAAACUUCUCCCUUUGUGGGAGAUCAAGGGCUCCUUGGUGGCUUUGAAGCUUUGUUGCUCCUGUGAUCCCAGAGAAGUAGGUCUGUGGGGAUCUGAGCUGCCUGUGCUGCCCCGAAGAGGAGUCGGUGGCCCCCGAAGUGGUGUCUUCUCUUCCUGAAGCAGGGGAGAAGCUGUAUUUGGCUCACCAGUCUCUUCUGCGUUUUCCUGUGGUGUUUGCUGGAAACAGGAUUUUAUUAGAUGGCCGUUCUUCUCCAGCUAGGGUGGAACCACCUGAGGGUCAGCGAAAGGCUUGAGGCCUAGCUUUGGGAGACUGCAGCCACUGGAACUGGAAAGAAUCACUCAACCUAUUCCAAGCCCUGGGCAGAGGGCUCAAGCACCGUAAACAUGCCUAUUUUGAAGCAGCUGGUGUCAAAUUCUGCAAGCUCCAAGCGUCGUUCCCGGGUGGAUCUGACGGCAGAGAUGAUCAGCGCCCCCUUGGGUGAUUUUCGUCAUACCAUGCAUGUGGGUCGGGCUGGUGAUGCUUUUGGUGACACCUCCUUCCUGAACAGCAAGGGGGGUGAGGGUGAGCAGGAGGCUGCUGAGGAGACCGGUUCCUCAUCCAAGCCCAGCCUGUUGUCGCGCAAGUUCCGCAGUAGCAAGCGGUCUCAGUCUGUAACACGUGGGGAAAGGCGGGACAUGCUGGGCUCUCUGAGGGACUCUGCUAUUUUUGUGAAGAAUGCAGUUUCUCUUCCUCAGCUCACUGAGAAGGAAGCAGACAAGAGUGGUGGGAAACAGCUGCCCAAGAGCCUCUCCUCCAGCCCUGUCAAGAAAACGCCAGAGGAGAAGAGCCCUGAAGAGAGACACAUGAAUGGCGCUGCUGCAGCCCCCAGCUCUGGACCUCACAGCCCUGGCUUGGAAGAACGGAACUUUGGUGACAUAACUGACUUGCCUCUAGUGUUGCACAAGAACAGCUAUGGCCUGAAGCAUGCAGAGUCCAUCAUGUCGUUCCAUAUUGACCUUGGGCCCUCUAUGCUGGGUGAUGUCUUGAGCAUAAUGGACAAGGAUUCGUGGGAGCAAGAGGAUUCUGGCUAUCAAGGGGCAGAGGAGUCCCAAGGACAUGCAGAUCCUGUGGAGGCAUCAGCAACACAUUGGCUUAGCGAGGAAAGCAAACUUGCACAAGAUUCUUUGGCUCGUUGUGAUGAAAACAGGGCAGUGACGUACAGUCCUGGCUCGGCCCCCAGCAUUACAAGUCGUCUGACUAUGGACAGCAGUUCAGUUUCCAGCUGUGCAUCUGUGGCGGAAGAGCAGCGUAGCUUUGCCUCCAGAGGACAAAACCAUGGCUUUCCAGAGGAUGUGAGGCACGAGGCUUCUAAACAGCUAGAUAAGGAAUUCACGUUUAUGGAUGAAGAAGAUGAUGAGAUAAGGGUAUAAGGAAAGUUGUUGGAGGUUCUUAACUUUGAGAAGGAAUAACUUGCAACUGAUUUUUGCAAUAAAUGACUCCUUUCUCUACAAUGCCUUCAAUGAAAUAAAAUAAAAUCCUUUCCCAGUCUGCACCUUAAUUCCCUUAAGCAGACUGUUGGAGAAAAAAAGGGGGGGUUGUCCUUUGUUUUUCGCUUGAUGAGUGAAGUCCCCUUUUUAUGAAAGGAAGGAGAAACAAGACCAAGUUAGAAAUAUUGCACUUAAAUGGCUUCUGUGUAUUUAAAAUACUUCAUUUUUGUGAUCUUGGAGCCGCAAAAAAGAAAUAUUGCUGAAAGAAACUUAAUUUCCAGUAGACAACUCCAGUGUGAGAAGAGGAACUUUAAAAACCCAUUUUUGUUAACUUAUCUGCCUCUUGUUUAAAGCAAUAUAGAGCUGAAAUACUAGAACAAAGCUCAAAACACUCAUUUCUUUUUAAUAUAUAUUUUUUCCUUUUACAUUUUUACUAAGUCUUUAAAUUUUUUCCAGUUGCCCAGGAGCACAAUGUUCUGCACCUGGCACAACUUAUAAGGAUGAGACGUAUUUGUAUAGAGCAAAAAUAUGGACACGCUAAAAUAGCCCAACAUUCCUAAUAUUUAGUUGCUAACAAUUCUCUCUCUGUGGGCAGGCCCCUGGAAAGAUCAGCCAACUCUGGAAAAUAUGACUAGAAAUAUGACACUUUUUAAAGCGAAGUGGACAAAACUUGUUGGGAACACGAAAUGCGGAAAUGUACAUCCACUAUGUUUCCCAUUUAACACUGAAACCCUCUUUUGGUCUUUUGUGGGUUCACAUUGAUGAGAGUAAUAAAAAUGGUAGCAUUUCUAAGGGAGGACCUUCCUACCCCUAGACAAGUGUCGCCCUUGAUGGUGACAGUGUGAAUAACUUUAUAGUGGCAGAUUCGUGGCUACAUUUUCUUUACUGAAGACUGUUCAGAAUUCUCCAGUGUUAAGUUGAAUUCCAAGAAUGGAAUCCCAGGCUAGUUGCCUCCCCCUGUUAAAGAGAAAUCAAAAUCUUUCAGCCUACUCUCCAACCUCUUCCUUCUUGAGAAAGCAGACAGAUGUCCAACAAAAUAUGGGGCUCUGGCAUCCAGUGUGGGACACUGGAGGGAGGGAAGGGGAUUUUGUACAUUUACAUGUGUUAUUGGAAAGACCAGAAGUAGCCUAACCUGUUAGUUUCAUCCAUUUCUUAGUUGAGGUUAUAGAAUAUCAGCAAAGCUGACUAAAGCACAAAAACUUGGCACUCCCUGUUCCAGGAACAAUGGACAUGCUGCUUUGCUCGUUCCUUUCCUUGAAAUAAACUCCAGGAGUCUCCUGUAUUUGGGUGGUGCUCCUUCUAUUCCUAUCAGACCUUUUAUUAUUUUUAUUGCCUUGAUUUGCAUUUUGCUGGGCAUUGAACACUAACUGUUUGCCUUAUUUUGUUUCUACUGUAUAUUAGAUUUGCCUGCCUUUUUGAGAUCAGUCUUUCUCCCACCCUUGGAUUGUGACUUUGUGUGUACAGGUGUUUUUUCUGUUCAUCUGAUGGAGGAAUUUUUAAAAUGCAAGGGAAUUAAACUACAGUAAAAAUAAUUCUUAAAUCUUGGAGGGUCUUUUUGGGAGGCUUGUAUGUUUGUGAGGUAAGAAUGGGUUUUGAUUAACUUGCACUAUUGCACUGAUAGAAUUGUAGGUUUUUAUAUGACUUGCUUCUGGUUGCAACAUAAUGUACCUAAUUUCAAUAUAUGGUGUGUGGAUUUUUUUCAGUGGAACACCACAACCAUUUGUUCCUUUUUAAAUUGAUUCAGAAUCCUGUA
Messenger RNA from Sphaerodactylus townsendi, 3355 nucleotides. RefSeq names its product CDC42 effector protein 4 (gene CDC42EP4). Lineage: Eukaryota; Metazoa; Chordata; Lepidosauria; Squamata; Sphaerodactylidae. The transcript has 2 exons. The record is from RefSeq and is a predicted model, not a curated record. The coding region runs from base 520 to 1545 and encodes 341 amino acids.